Herpailurus yagouaroundi (jaguarundi) is the source of this 1703-nucleotide messenger RNA. RefSeq names its product integrin binding sialoprotein (gene IBSP). Bases 217 to 1182 code for a protein of 321 amino acids. The record is from RefSeq and is a predicted model, not a curated record. The transcript is spliced from 7 exons. NCBI's taxonomy places the organism in Eukaryota, Metazoa, Chordata, Mammalia, Carnivora, Felidae. Gene Ontology annotation, biological process: bone mineralization; cell adhesion; extracellular matrix organization. Gene Ontology annotation, cellular component: extracellular region.
AAGUGUUGAAGUUUGGGGGUUUUCUGGUGAGAAUCCACAUUCUGACAUCACUUGCCCCUGACAGUGAUUGGCUGUUAGAAGGCAAGGAAGAGUUUAUAGCCAGUCACAGUAAGCAAAUGAGUGAGUGAGAGAGCAGAGGAAAUAUUCAAUCUGUGUCACUCACUCCUGUGAGCCUGUCUCCUCACUCCAGAACUGCAAAAGGAAGCAUUCACCAAAAUGAAGACUGCUUUAAUUUUGCUCAGCAUUUUGGGAAUGGCCUGUGCUUUCUCAAUGAAAAAUUUGCAUCGAAGAGCCAAAUUAGAGGAUUCUGAAGAAAAUGGGGUCUCUAAGUACAGGCCACGAUAUUACCUUUACAAGAAUGCCUACUUUUAUCCUCCUCUAAAACGAUUUCCAGUUCAGAGCAGUAGUGACUCAUCUGAAGAAAAUGGAGACGGCGACAGUUCAGAAGAGGAGGAAGAAGAAGAGGAAGCUUCAAAUGAAGAAGAAAACAAUGAAGAGAAUGCAAAUUCUGACGAAAAUGAAGAUGAAGAAUCUGAGGCUGAGAACACCACCCUUUCUGCUACACCUGGCUAUGGAGAGGAGACCACACCUGGAACAGGGAACAUAGGUUUAGCUGCAAUCCAACUUCCCAAAAAGGCUGGGGAUACAAAAAAGGCUACAAAAGAGGAGGAAAGUGAUGAAGAAGAAGAGGAAGAUGAAGAAAAUGAAGAAAAUGAAGAAACUGAAGAAGUGGAUGAAAAUGAACAAGGCAUAAACAGCACCAGCACCAACAGCACAGAGGUAGAAAAUGGCAAUGGCAGCAGUGAUGGAAACACUGGAGAAGAAGGUGAAGAAGAAAGUGUCACUGAAGUCAAUGCAGAAGGAACCACAAUGGCUGGAAGGCAGGACAAUGGUGGCUCCACGACUACAACCUCUCCAAAUGGUGGAUUUCAACCUACAACCCCACCACCAGAGCUCUACGGGACCACCAUCCGACCAUCUAGGGAAGCCACCACCACUGGAUAUGAGGAAGAGUAUGAACAAACAGGCACCAAUGAAUAUGACAAUGGAUAUGAAGUCUAUGAAAACGAGAAUGGAGAACCUCGUGGCGAUAAUUACCGAGCCUAUGAGGAUGAGUACAGCUACUAUAAAGGGCGCAGCUAUGACAGCUAUGAUGGUCAAGAUUACUACUACCACCAGUGAAAGUCCAGCCUUGGAUGAAUUCAUUCAUUCUGGCAUUUUGUGUGGCUACCAUUUUCAAAGUUCAACUCAGGAAGGUGCAAUACAACAAAUGUGCAUAUUAUAAUGUGGAAUGGUGCUACUGUUCCAAAGUAAUUUUCUGUAAUUGCUUCUGUGAGUAAUGGGCUUCUUGUUGCUUUUCCCUGGUAUGUUACUGAAGGGUUAUUAUAAAUCAGGGCCAUUUAUCAAGUGGUAAACCAAUCCAUGAGAUUGAGUUCAAUUAAAUGUUUGGAGGUUGUAGUUCUACAAAUAUUUUUAACAUAUUUGCACUAUUAAUUGCUAAAACAUACUUUUCAUGCAAGAAGUGCUUCUAUGUAUUGGCAUUAAUGACACUAUAACAAAAUAUGUAGUUCUUUAAUCACACUGCCUAUCCAACUCUGUAUAUUGUGUUUAAUUAUCAUCUUCAUGUAUUUUUAUGUGACCUUUAUGUAUAUUCUACCUAUGGGUUUUAUCAUAAAUAAAAAAUGCAAUCUUCCAUAUCAUAA